Messenger RNA from Pelobates cultripes (western spadefoot toad), 669 nucleotides. NCBI's taxonomy places the organism in Eukaryota, Metazoa, Chordata, Amphibia, Anura, Pelobatidae. The record is from the annotation of a GenBank genome assembly.
GUCAAACAAGGAGGAGUGGGUCUACCAAACAUUAACCAAUACUAUAAAGCCGCGGCGCUAACAGCCGGCAUAACGUUACACUCUCCUAAAGGGGACAUCAGCUGGGUAGACAUGGAAAACGCCCAACUAAAAACACUAAAUAUAGUUGAUGUCCUAUGGACGCCUAAACACCUACGGGUCCCCAAACUAGACCUAUUUCACUCAACGUCUCUGACACUUCGUACAUGGGACACGUUUAUGGCCACAAUGGGGUGCAAACUUUCCUUCCAUCCCCGGGCACCACUGACUGCCCUAAGAACCGCAUCCCCCGAUCUCCCUCUAACAAGGUGGACUAAGGCAGGAAUCACCAACAUCCAGCACCUAGUAGACAAUAAAGGCGUAAUAGCAUUUGCGGAUAUACAGGCCAAAUGGCACCUACCGAUGAGGGAGGUAUUUACCUACCUAAGACUCAAAGGGACCAUACUGGCUCAUGUGAACCUACACAACAACACUCGGGAGCAAUCACUAGUGGCGGGCGGGAUUUUAGACAGAUGCUGGGCCGCACCAAAUAAACCAAAAGCCAUCUCCCUCUGUUACAAAAUGUGGGAGACCACAUUACCACAACACACCCCCCUCUGUAAGACUAAAUGGGAGGAGGACUGCUCCCUUCAACUCUCAGAGGACGACUGG